AUGCUCAGAAUAAUUAAUAAGCUCCUGUGUGUAGCCUUUGUAGACUUAGAAAAAGCAUCCGAUAAUGUUAGAUGGGAAAAACUUUUUCAUAUUACGGAUAAGGUUGAUAUAGACUUCAAAGACAAAAGAUUAAUACAUAAAUUAUAUAUUAAUGAAAAAGCUGUAGUAAAAGGUGAAUUUGAUGCAUACGAAGAGGCGAAAGUUCAAAAAGGGGUAAGGCAAGAGUGUAAUUUAUCACCUACAUUAUUUAACUUGUACAUUGAGCAAGUGCUAAAAGAUCUGAGAUAUGAAGAUAUAAAAGGUAUCAAGAUUGGUGGGAUUCUAGUUCAAAUGCUACAGUUCGCAGAAGAUAUUGCUAUGAUAGCAGACAGCAAAGAAAACCCAGAAAAAAUGCUUCAAAAAAUGAACAACACACUUAAACAAGAAUAUAAUAUGAAUAUUUAUUAG
This is a messenger RNA of Cinara cedri, 447 nucleotides long. Lineage: Eukaryota; Metazoa; Arthropoda; Insecta; Hemiptera; Aphididae. The record is from the annotation of a GenBank genome assembly.